UGCCAAUAAGCCAGCAACAAAACCAGGACUCAAAAUCACACUCAUUUCUCUGAUUCUCUCCCUUCACAGACCACUGCGCCCUGUGCUCCUGUCUUCUAAAACCUUCCAAUCAUUCCCAAAAUUAAUGUAGUAAAACCCUUAAACCCUAACUCAAAAAUCAGAACCAAUUGAAAACAAGAUUUGGGGGCAUAAUCAAACUUUCCCAGAAAUUGAACUCAAUCAUUCGCGAGAAGCCAUCAGUUUCUGUAAUUGCGGUUUUCUUCAAUUGAAUUCACAUGAAAAUCUUAAAGAUCAAUGCUGGCCUCCUUACUAAUUUCGAAGUGCUCGAUUUAUUACGAUCGAGAGGGGCUUCCAAGGAUCCUACCCGGGCUAUGUCUUUGUUAAAACUGUCAGAAUUCAAGGUUUAUGAUUAUUUGGUUGAGAGUGCUGCUUGUGAUCAGACUAGAGAAAGUAUCAAUGAUUUUAUAGCGAACUUCAAAGAGUAUCAGCUACCUAAAGCUGAGUUGAUCAACAUCAUUAACAAUCGCCCCUCUUCUGCAGUCGAAUUGGCUCCGAUCAUUGAGGCAUUGGAACAGCGCAAUUGGAAUGAUGAUACGUUGGAUGAGAUGGCAGAGCUGAUAGUUCAAGUGCUGCCACCUCGUCCGGACCAGAAAAAUAUGGAUGAGGAGGGAACUGCUGAAGAUAAUGGUGCACAAGCGACUGAUGAGAAUAAUACUGCACAGGUGGCUGCCGAGGAUAAUAAACAGGUGUCUGAUGGUGAUAAUGGAGAAGAAGAGAUGGACGACAGCUGACCUUUCCUAGAUGCUUAGAUGAAUUUGUGCAGAUUUUUUUGAAUUGUUAGUUAACCACUUUCUAGGUUAAGAUUGGAUCAGAAUGCAUAUAUAUUAUAUAAUGAAUACUUUUCUUGGCACACCUGUCUUUAAGCCAAUUUCCUGUGUCAUUAGUGAAGUGCCUAUGUGUUUUCUUGUUAGCCCUUUGGUUACAAACUUAACACUCCUUCUGUCCUUGUCUACUACUGUAGUUUCAAUGAACGUAUUAAUGCCAUUGCUAUGCUCAUACAGUCAUAAUGUCA
Messenger RNA from Chenopodium quinoa (quinoa), 1072 nucleotides. RefSeq names its product DNA-directed RNA polymerase III subunit RPC9-like. Lineage: Eukaryota; Viridiplantae; Streptophyta; Magnoliopsida; Caryophyllales; Amaranthaceae. The transcript has 5 exons. Gene Ontology annotation, cellular component: RNA polymerase III complex. Gene Ontology annotation, molecular function: nucleotide binding. The coding region runs from base 276 to 791 and encodes 171 amino acids. The record is from RefSeq and is a predicted model, not a curated record. Gene Ontology annotation, biological process: transcription initiation at RNA polymerase III promoter.